Xyrichtys novacula (pearly razorfish) is the source of this 1488-nucleotide messenger RNA. Lineage: Eukaryota; Metazoa; Chordata; Actinopteri; Labriformes; Labridae. The record is from the annotation of a GenBank genome assembly.
AUGCCCCACUUCAGCACGGAUGAUUACCACAAACUGCUUCAGAAAAUUGCAGUGCUAGAGACCAAAAUCAACCGAUUAGAAGCAAAUGUGGAUAGAAACGGACGGUGCGGGAAUGAAACAACAUCUUGUGACCAGAACCAUAACACACAGCUGAUCACUAUCGACCAAGAAGACUACGGAUCCUCCAAUGCCUCUUCUUCGGAUUCCCUCGGAGCUAAACCCAAAUCAUCUCACUGGAAUAUGGGAGGACAAGUAACAAGCAGAGCCCAGCACCCUGAGAUCUGUGAUGAGACUGGCUGGCCUAAACUAUCUUCAACACCUGUCCAGCGUAAGAAGCAGCCAUGGAUAGCUGCCAAAGGAGGCCCUAAAAUCAAAAACAAUCUCCCCCCGCAGCAGCCAUCCCUCUCACUGCACAACAGAUUUGCUCCACUGUUACGGAAUCCUGGAUCCUCAUCUCCGCAUAGCAGGGUAAGAUCUGAGAGAAAAUCAAAAAACGGGGAACCUCAAACAUUGAUUGUGGGUGAUUCUGCUAUAAAAGACAUACAAAACAUGAGCAAAAACAGCAAAGUGCUCUGCUUCCCCAAGGAUAUGGUCUGUGACAUAACAGGCAAAAUUCAGGAUAUAGUGGCCUCAUAUCCCUCUCUGACAGCUAUUGUGAUUCACUGUGGAGCUAAUGACAUUGUAACAGAACAAUCUGAAAAACUAAAACGUGAUUUCAGUGAACUAUUAAAAACAGUCAGCUCCCUGAAUGCUCAGGUAUUCAUCAGUGGCCCCCUUCCACCAAUCAAAAGAGGAGAUAUGAGAUUUAGCAGACUUUUUGCCCUGAAUCGAUGGCUAUCUACUGCCUGUACCAAAGUCAACUUUAUUGAUAACUUUAGGCUGUUCUGGGACCGCAGGCAUUACUUCAGAGCAGACGGACUCUCUCUAAACAAAGCUGGAGUGAAACUAUUCACCUCCAACCUGUAUCACUCCCUGCGUCACCCAUCCGUCAAGGACAAGAGACAAGAGGAGAUAAAACACCACGGCCUUGACAGAGAGACGCCUCGGGCCCCCCCGAGCACAAAAAGCUUUGGUUCAAGCCAGAAGGAGGAAUCUGUACUUCUUCUACCACCGCUCUCCUUAGAGGACCCACCCUGCUCAAGCAAGGAGGAGGAAUCUCUACUUCCUGUAUGCCCACCAACCGAGGAAGACAUGCCCUGCCAAACGUCACCCAUAGCAUCCUCCUCCCUGGGCACACCAUCCCCCUCCUCCUCCCUCCUGGAUUUUCCAGCUGAACUGAGAGAACUGGAGAAUGCUGGAGUGAGACUUAGCGGCACGCCUCUCCACCACUCCAGCCACAGGACCGUCCUCCGCCCCAAAUCCACCAAACAGCAACGUGCCCCUCCUCCUCCCCCACGACAAGGAGUACUGCAGCAUCCUCUCCCUCAGCGUGAUAAGAGCACAGGACUAACAGUGAGGAACACCUCGUUCUCAAUAAGCUCUUGCUGA